Molecule: messenger RNA, 4467 nt
Organism: Anguilla rostrata (American eel)
Lineage: Eukaryota; Metazoa; Chordata; Actinopteri; Anguilliformes; Anguillidae
Gene: gpc3
Product: glypican 3
Exons: 8
Coding region: 897-2684 (595 amino acids)
Biological process (GO): regulation of protein localization to membrane; positive regulation of canonical Wnt signaling pathway; cell migration
Cellular component (GO): extracellular region; cell surface; plasma membrane
Source: RefSeq, a predicted model, not a curated record
CUCCGUUGGACCACCAAUUACACGUGUAAAACGUCCAGUCUCACAAGCGUACAAGCUACGCCAGCAAUAAAUUCGUGAACAUUUUGUGGGUGAAAUGUCUCCAUGACUCCUCUCAAACCUACGCGAAUGAAUUAAUAUGAAGAUACUGGGAGUGACAUGUCUCCCUGUCAGCCCUCAAAACGACGCGGAUGUGUAAAUGUUUAUUCAUUUUAGAUUGCUUUAAAUUGGUUUACACUUACAUAUACUAUGCAUCCCUGUGGUAUGCUUAUUCGGCUUCAUCCAAACUUUAACUCCGCGAGUUCACAGGGGACCGACGGGCUCGAGUUCUUUUAGCCCUAUAAAUGAUAAGAUUGGUGAGCGCGCUCUGAAAGGCGAUGGCGCGCAAUCUAUCUUGUGAUUUUAGUAGUUCCGUUUCCAGCGUCAGUCAGUCGGGAACAGCGCUGAGGAAAGGAGUAAAGGCGGUUUUCGAGUCAUGCAACACCGCUCUCAAUUCAAGCCCUAUGCAAUACCUUACUUACAGUAGUGCUGCUGAACUUGAAUGCUCGUCGCACUCAAUGAGAAUGCCGUGUUCCAAUUCGUUAGAGUAAUUAUGUUGAAAGUGACGCGUUAUCACUCCGCACCUUUGCAAGGGGAUGAAGAAGUUGUUGCUUGGCUGGUGUACCACUUUUGACGGAGAGAGCCGUAUAUUUAUCGCGGGAAUGUGCAGCAUCGUGGAACAAGAAGAAAAAGAAACAGCGGUGUUACACACAGAAAAUAACCACGGGAGACAAUUGUUCAAAUAAGAUUUAUUCGUCUCAGUUUGUACCUUGUUUACAUCUUGCUGUCCAUAUAAGCUCUGACUUAAUCAAGGUGAUAUAAAAAUUGUUCUGCCAGCAACGAACUUUCGGUCUCGUGCCAUGGCAGGUACUCCGGUUUCAGGUGUGCUGCUGCUGUGCGCCUCGCUCCUACCGUUCGCACAGCCGAGUGGACAGGUUCCCAACUGCCAGGUGGUACGCUCGUCCUUCCAGCUCCUCCACCCGGGGGUGAAGUGGACCCCCGAGACUCCUGUUUCAGGUGCUGACCUGCAGGUAUGCCAAGCCAAGGGCCUGACGUGCUGCUCACGGAGAAUGGAGGAGAGGUACCUGGUUGCAGCUCGACAGGACAUGGAGUCCAGUUUGCAGGCUUCCAGCGCCCAGCUAAAGCUCCUGAUCAUACAGAACGCUGCCAUCUUCCAAGAGGCCUUCGAGAUGGUGCUGCGUCACGGCCGGAACGCCACCCUGCUGACGCUGAGGGAGGAGUUUCGGGGCCUGGGGGGCGGAGCUAACAGUGCGGUGGGCCAGCUGUUCCUGGACAUCUCCCUCUACAUCCUGGGCUCCGACUCCAGCGUGGACGACAUGGUGUCCUCUUUCUUCUCCCGCCUCUUCCCUCUGGCCUACCGGCGCCUCCUAGCGGUCGGGGAGGGUGGCGGCGGCGCAGUCUCGGAGGAGUGCCUGCGGGGGGCCUGGAAGGCCGCGGGGGCGUUCGGGCCCUACCCAAAGCUGGCCAUGACGCGGCUGUCGCGCCCCCUGCUGGCCACGCGGGUCUUCCUGCAGGCGCUGAACCUGGGCAUCGAGGUGGUGAACACCACGGACCACCUGCGGCUGGGCCGGGAGUGCGGGCGCGCCCUGCUGCGGCUGUGGUACUGCCCGCGCUGCCGGGGCCUGAUGGAGGCGCCGCCCUGCCGCGCCGCCUGCCUGGCGGCCAUGCGCGGGUGCCUGGGCGGGGCAGGCGAGGUGCAGCCCCACUGGCGGGGCUACGUGGAGGGGCUGGGGGCGCUGGACGGAGCCAUGCGGGCCGAACGGGGGGACAUGGAGGCCGCCGUGCUGCGGCUGCCCGCGCUCGUCCGGCUGGCCCUCAGACACGCCCUCGCCGCCCGCGGCCGGCUCGUCACCACGGUGAGCAGUAAGUGCGCACGCUCCCCCCAGCGUGUCUCGCGCUCAGCAGUGCCCUCUCCUGGCCGCACCCCGCCUGCUCCCAUGCCCCACGGUCAACAGCCUGUGCCCUUUGACCCGGAAGAGACCCUGGCCGGUCGACGCAGGGAGUUCAUCAACAGCCUGAGGAGCUUCAGCACUUUCUACAGUGGCCUAGGGGAGGCGCUGUGCAGCAGGGAGGCCGUCGCGCUCAACGACUCCCUCUGCUGGAACGGCCUGGAAGUGACUGACAGGUUUCCAGCCCCGGGGGCGAAGCGAGCUCAGGCGCACGGCUCGGACUCCAAGCACAGGGGCCCCGAGCCGGUCAUCAGCCAGAUCAUCGACAAGCUCAAACACAUCAACCAGCUCCUACCACUGGUGACAGUACCUGAGCAACCCUGGCGAGCACGCCCUAAGGGAGGCGGCAUUGAGCGAAGGAGAGAUGGACAUGAUGAUGAUGAAGAUGAAGAGGGGGAAGGCCUCGUGAGUGGAGACUGCGAUGACGAAGAUGAGUGCAACGAGAUCUCAGGGCUGGGACCACCCCCUCAUCACAAACGCCUCCGUAUUUUUGCAGACCUGGCUGAUAACCUGGCCAUGGAUGACCUCACCUUCCACCAGCAGCUGCUGACUCCCCGGGUGUCCGCGGGUGCGGAGGGGGCACAGUCGGUGGCAGGAGGGGCCAGGGGCCUGAGCGGGGCCACCCCAGGGGCCGCCACCCUUCUGACUGUCCCACUGAUCCUACUCCGGCUCAACUGACUGGACAUGCUUAUUCCCAACCCCGCCUUUCUUUUUAUUCUUUCUCUCUCUCUCUCUCUCUCUGUCUCUGUCUCUGUCUCUCUCUCUGUCUUGGCAUUUGUUCUCCCUGGAUUCUUGGACCUAACUCAAAUCACCAGGUGCUAGAAAAUUGGCUUUUUUUACAGCAACUCCCAAUGCAUCUCAGAAUCAUACUUUGAAAUUCGUCAUCAGAACUGUUGCGGAAAACGGACAUCUGCUCUUCCAUCCCCCCCCCCUUUUUUUUCCCCUCAAUGACUGUUUUAAGAUGAGGUACUUACAGUAACUCCAUCCCUUUCUGACCCUCUUCCACCAGUACGGACGCUCAAGGACCCCCCCACCCAAAAGGCAGAGUACCCCUAACACUAGCCCUACACACAGCAUGUAAAUAAGUCACCCGUUUCCUUCAAGCAUGUCUAAAUGCUGACAGAUUGUGUCAUACAGGACUUACGCCCGCCUCUGCAGCACCACCUUCUCAUAAGCACUGAGCUCUGGGAGUCAACAUCUCUGCCCCGCGAUCUACUGCUAGCCAAGGGGCCCUGCAGGUACGUCCAGCAGGAAAGAUAUAAAACAUGUUGGUUAAGAGAAAGAAAAAAAACACAGAAAGGGAAUGUCGGAAAUGAGCGCCUUCCCCCUGGGUGGAGCAGAUCUUUGCCGUGAUUUGCAGUGUUGUUUCUUGCCACCUGUGUCCGGUCGUGGCGGAGACCGGCUGCGAAUGAACGUCUGCACUCACCUCUGCUGCGCGCGGCCUGUGCAGACACCAGCACGGCGAGGAACGCGAUCAGGGGGGGGCGCCUGCGUCCUCCCGAAUUUCAUCCAGGACGAGCCACGCGCACCUGCGAUCCGUUUAAAAACCGUGCUCUGGAACAUGGUCCGCCAGCGUGCCCUCGUUCAGCCUCCCGCGCCACGAUCCGCUCUUGUUGCCGUUGACUUGGCACCGCGUUGAGUCGACUCAAAAGGUUGGGGUCACGACGGGCACAUUUGGCUGCCCGUUCGUCAUCCUAAAAUGCUCCUUGCCUCAGUGUUCACAAUAAAGGGUACCUCCAGCACCUCUUAAGUUCUUCAUGAAUACCUACACGGAAGAAUGUUAAAAACCUUGUGGACCUGAUGUGUAAGAAGAGGUGUUUAUGACACCCAUGUUUGAGCUGUUGGAAAUCAGUUUCACUAGUCUUCUCCAAUGGCUGGGUCACAUGCUGGUGAAGCAGAACACGUUAUGAUUCAGAUCCUGGCCAUUCAUUCUACACCCAUGUACUGAUUGUGUAAAAAAUAUGAACACUUCUUAAAAUGUCUUAUGUACCUUGGGCUCGUACAGCUGUUUAAACUGGUAUGAGAAAUUAUUCUCAAAUUUGAGUAAGAAGAAAAUUAAAUGUCUUUGUUGACUGUGUCUAGUUUCUUAUCUUUCUUCUGAAAGAUGGACCUUUGGUAUCAAAAGAAAAGAAGCAAACAUGAAAAGUGAACAUAAAAUACUUCUUUUACAGCGUUUACUGAAAAGGGGAAGGCCUCUCGGUCAAAAAAGGGUAUUGAAAAUUUUGGACAUGGACUGAAUAUGUCAUGUAGUGCCUAGUUUAAUCUAACUCGCAAACUUUGCCAACCCUUCAGUUAAGCACUUAGUAGUCUAUUUGGGUGUUUUAAGAGUAGAUAUACUUGUGCUGAGGCGACAUGAAUUGUCUUGUAAGAUACUUUUUUUUUUGCUGAUUUGUCAUUGAUAUUGGAGAAAAAUAAAUAAUUUCCACAUUUACAAAAAAUAAAGGAACUUCAAAUCACUGUU